UUUUUUUUUUUUUCUUUUUAUUUUCAUGGUUUAUAGGUCAUGUAUUCAAUCCAUCUAUUCCUAUCAACAUCAACUUGCCUGUGACCAAUAUUUGUCCUGUUUAGAAGGAACCAAAGCGAUAGUAUGGAUCCCCAAUCCUCGACAACCCUCAGAAACACUUUUACUAUAUGGAAAAAAGAAACAACGUCGACGACACCAUCCUUUCAUCUAUGAAGCAACCAUUCAUUGUUAUGAUCCUGUCAGUCUAGAUCUCAUUAUCGAUGCCGCUAUAUCAGCAACUCAUCAGGAUCAAGUAUCAAGUUGGUGGCAAUUGCUCGUGUAUGGAUGUUUAUUAGCGACUGCGGUGGAUACCAGGACUCAAAUCAUGCAAAAUAGCAAGGAUGAACUAACAUAUAUGCUGUAUCUCCGUCUGGAUGAUGAUUAUAUUCGACAUAGUUUUCAGAAAAUCAACAUGAUGGGGUAUAGAUUGACUUGGAGGGUGGCAACCAAAGAAGACAUGGUGGCAUUUACAAGUGUAUACUUUUCAGUUCUUGGUGGAGCUUAUAGUUCGUUAGGCAAAUCCAAUCACAAAUAUGCAUAUAAAGCAGGUACGUUGGCUAGACGCCAAAUCAAAUUGGCAAAAUGGCUUCAAGAUCCUAUUUUGGAAUGCAAAUGUUGGUUGUAUUAUGCAGAAGAUAUGGUGAUGCAAGGUCGUUAUAGAAAAGCUGCUCGGAUUCUUGAUAAUCAAAGGUUCAUUGCCCAUAAACUUCAAAACAACAUGUUGAUGACGAUGUGCGACUUUGUUCUUUUGAAAUGGAAAACAGCAACAAAAAGUGAUAAUCAACAACAAUUCAAUCUGGCAGCAAAAAUAUGAUCUCUUGGAUAACAAUGAUAAAAUAAAACACCUCACCUCUUCUUUAGUGUAGAUUUCCUUUUUUUUUAUUUUCUGUAUGAUACCAUUUUUUUUUACAAGUUAAUCAUUCAUCAAUACAAAGUGUAUUUUCAAAAAAUAUUUCUUUAUUUACAUACAAAUACAUCCAAUGCAAUAAUAAAAC
Molecule: messenger RNA, 1034 nt
Organism: Halteromyces radiatus
Lineage: Eukaryota; Fungi; Mucoromycota; Mucoromycetes; Mucorales; Cunninghamellaceae
Exons: 5
Coding region: 26-853 (275 amino acids)
Source: RefSeq, a predicted model, not a curated record